CCAUUCGCUGCUCAUCAUCUCUUCUUCUCGAAUCCCAAAUCGAAACCCUAGUUCUCUGAUCGGAAGCCAUGGGGCAAGGAACGCCGGGAGGGAUGGGGAGGCAAGGGCUCCCCGGAGAGAGGAAGCAGGAUGGAGAUAAGAAGGAGAAGAAGUUCGAGCCUGCAGCGCCGCCGAGCCGUGUUGGUCGCCGGCAGCGUAAGCAGAAAGGGCCUGAGGCGGCGGCUCGGUUGCCUACGGUGACCCCGCUGACCAAGUGCAAGCUUCGGUUGCUGAAGCUGGAGCGGAUCAAAGAUUAUCUUCUAAUGGAGGAGGAGUUCGUGGCUAGUCAGGAGCGAUUGAAGCCCCAUGAGGAUAAGAAUGAGGAAGAUCGGUCGAAGGUGGACGAUCUACGGGGUUCUCCGAUGAGUGUUGGGAAUUUGGAGGAGCUUAUUGAUGAGAACCAUGCUAUUGUUUCCAGCUCGGUCGGGCCGGAGUACUAUGUUAGCAUCCUCUCUUUUGUUGAUAAAGAUCAGCUUGAACCUGGUUGCGCGAUUCUCAUGCACAACAAGGUCCUUUCGGUUGUUGGCCUUUUGCAAGAUGAAGUCGACCCAAUGGUCUCUGUUAUGAAGGUUGAAAAAGCUCCUUUGGAGUCUUACGCUGAUAUUGGUGGCUUGGAUGCACAAAUUCAAGAAAUCAAGGAAGCGGUUGAGCUUCCUUUGACCCAUCCUGAGCUGUAUGAAGACAUUGGUAUUAAGCCCCCGAAGGGAGUCAUACUUUAUGGGGAACCUGGUACUGGGAAAACUUUGCUUGCAAAGGCGGUAGCAAACUCAACCUCGGCUACUUUCCUGAGAGUUGUUGGAAGUGAGUUGAUUCAGAAGUAUCUAGGUGAUGGCCCCAAACUAGUCAGGGAACUUUUUAGGGUUGCUGAUGAUCUUUCUCCCUCUAUAGUAUUCAUUGAUGAAAUAGACGCAGUGGGUACUAAAAGAUAUGAUGCUCAUUCUGGAGGAGAACGUGAAAUACAACGAACUAUGUUGGAGUUACUUAACCAGUUGGAUGGUUUUGACUCAAGAGGUGAUGUCAAGGUCAUUCUAGCAACAAACAAAAUUGAAAGCCUUGACCCUGCUUUGCUUCGACCUGGUCGAAUUGACAGGAAGAUCGAGUUUCCUCUUCCAGAUAUAAAGACAAGAAGAAGAAUCUUUCAGAUACAUACAUCCCGAAUGACUUUAGCCGAAGAUGUCAAUUUAGAAGAAUUUGUUAUGACCAAGGAUGAAUUCUCAGGUGCUGAUAUUAAAGCAAUCUGUACUGAAGCCGGGUUGCUUGCUUUAAGGGAACGCAGAAUGAAGGUAACCCAUGCAGACUUCAAAAAGGCCAAGGAGAAAGUCAUGUUCAAGAAGAAGGAAGGUGUCCCAGAAGGACUCUACAUGUGAGAAAAGGUGUCGAUCCAUCCCUGCAAUUCUCACAACAAAGUUACAAAAUUCCCUGGAAAGUUUCAAAUCUCUGUAAUCUUUUAUGAAUCAACAACUUAAUUUUUCACACUGUUUUAUAUUUUCUCUAGAUAUUCUGGCAGCCAAACAUUAGACACCAUCAUAUAUAAAUAUUUAUAGGGUUAAUAAGCCUAUGAGCUUGCAAUAUCUUGCAGUAUUUUAUCAUUAUGUCAGUGCACAAGUUAUCACUCACCUUCACUUAGAAUCACAGCUUUGUAUCUGUUUUCUGAAGACUUAAAUUACUAUCUAUGAGCACUUUCUCAGGAGAUUUAUGUCA
This is a messenger RNA of Dioscorea cayenensis subsp. rotundata (Guinea yam), 1740 nucleotides long. Its product is annotated as 26S proteasome regulatory subunit 4 homolog A. Bases 69 to 1406 code for a protein of 445 amino acids. NCBI's taxonomy places the organism in Eukaryota, Viridiplantae, Streptophyta, Magnoliopsida, Dioscoreales, Dioscoreaceae. Gene Ontology annotation, molecular function: ATP hydrolysis activity; ATP binding; proteasome-activating activity. Gene Ontology annotation, biological process: proteasome-mediated ubiquitin-dependent protein catabolic process. The transcript has 6 exons. The record is from RefSeq and is a predicted model, not a curated record. Gene Ontology annotation, cellular component: proteasome regulatory particle, base subcomplex.